AUGACAAGAAUCAAGCCAAAACACAUGUUUCGCAUUUUCACAUUCACCUGCUUCUUCUCCUCAUACAUUGCACAACACACUGUCCCAAACAUAGCUUAUCCUCUCUCCACAAGUUCCCGUUGGAUUGUCGACGAGAACGGUCAGAGAGUGAAGCUAGCUUGUGUGAACUGGCCAUCGCAUUUCCAGCCCGUGGUGGCGGAAGGUCUGAGCAAGCAACCGGUGGACGCCGUAGCCAAGAAGAUAGUGGAAAUGGGUUUCAAUUGUGUUAGGUUAACUUGGCCGUUGGAUUUGAUGACUAAUGAGACAUUGGCUAACAAUGUCACAAUGGUGGUUACUACAUUAGGAAACAACGAUGUGAUGGUUAUAUUAGACAACCACCUAACCAAACCAGGGUGGUGCUGUGCCAACGACGACGGUAACGGUUUCUUCGGUGACCAGUUCUUCGAUCCCACCGUAUGGACCGCCGCAUUGAGAAAAAUGGCGGCUACAUUCGACGGCGUCUUUAAUGUCGUUGGCAUGAGCCUAAGGAAUGAACUUAGAGGGCCUAAACAAAACGUUAACGACUGGUUCAAGUACAUGCAACAAGGAGCAGAAGCAGUUCAUUCAGCAAACAAGAACGUACUUGUAAUCCUGUCCGGUCUCAACUUCGACGCCGAUCUCUCUUUCGUUAGGUCGCGACCCGUAAAUCUAUCCUUCACCCGAAAACUCGUGUUCGAGCUCCAUUGGUAUGCUUUCAGUGACGGUAACUUGUGGGCGACAAGUAACCCUAACGAUAUCUGCGGUCGGGUUCUAAAACGGCUAGGAAACCGUGGCAAUUUUCUCCUCAACAAAGGCCUUCCCUUGUUUCUUAGCGAGUUCGGUAUAGACCAAAGAGGAGGAAACGCUAAUGAUAAUCGCUAUCUCGGAUGCUUAAGUGGUUGGGCGGCUGAAAAUGAUGUCGACUGGUCGCUAUGGGCCCUUACCGGAAGUUAUUACUUAAGAGAGGGUGUUGUUGGGAUGAUUGAGUAUUAUGGUGCGUUGGAUUCGGAUUGGAAUAGUGUUCGAAACUCGAGUUUCUUGCAACAGAUCUCUCUUCUUCAAUCUCCACUUCAAGGUACUACAUAUUAUUAG
This is a messenger RNA of Brassica napus (rape), 1110 nucleotides long. Its product is annotated as glycosyl hydrolase 5 family protein-like. Bases 1 to 1110 code for a protein of 369 amino acids. The record is from RefSeq and is a predicted model, not a curated record. The transcript is spliced from 3 exons. Gene Ontology annotation, molecular function: hydrolase activity, hydrolyzing O-glycosyl compounds. NCBI's taxonomy places the organism in Eukaryota, Viridiplantae, Streptophyta, Magnoliopsida, Brassicales, Brassicaceae.